Onychostruthus taczanowskii (white-rumped snowfinch) is the source of this 1661-nucleotide messenger RNA. RefSeq names its product CUGBP Elav-like family member 4 (gene CELF4). Gene Ontology annotation, molecular function: mRNA binding. NCBI's taxonomy places the organism in Eukaryota, Metazoa, Chordata, Aves, Passeriformes, Passeridae. The coding region runs from base 153 to 1661 and encodes 502 amino acids. The transcript has 14 exons. Gene Ontology annotation, biological process: regulation of alternative mRNA splicing, via spliceosome; mRNA splice site recognition. Gene Ontology annotation, cellular component: cytoplasm; ribonucleoprotein complex; nucleus. The record is from RefSeq and is a predicted model, not a curated record.
AGGGGGGAGUGUGUGUGUGUGUGAGUGUGUGUGUGUGUGUGUGUGAAAGAGGGAGAGGGAGCGAGAGAGCGAGAGAGAGGGAGAGAGAGAGGGAGAGAGAGGGAGGGAGAGAGAAAAGAAGAGGGGGAAAAAAAGGAAAGAAGAUUUUCUCUAUGUAUAUAAAGAUGGCCACGUUAGCAAACGGACAACCAGACAAUACCAGCCUGAGUAGCAAUCACAGCAACCCCAGCACCAACGGGCAUAUGAACGGAUUAAACCAUAGUCCCGGAAACCCAUCCACCAUCCCAAUGAAGGACCACGAUGCCAUUAAGCUCUUUAUUGGGCAGAUCCCCCGUAACCUGGACGAGAAAGACCUCAAACCGCUCUUCGAGGAGUUCGGGAAGAUCUAUGAACUGACGGUGCUGAAGGACAGGUUCACUGGCAUGCACAAAGGCUGUGCCUUCCUAACAUACUGCGAAAGGGAGUCUGCUCUAAAGGCCCAGAGCGCACUGCAUGAACAGAAGACACUGCCAGGGAUGAACAGACCGAUCCAGGUGAAGCCAGCGGACAGCGAAAGCCGAGGAGGUAGUGAGUGUCUCAGGCAAGAUCCAAAGCACAGAAAACUCUUUGUGGGCAUGCUCAAUAAGCAGCAGUCGGAAGACGAUGUGCGCAGGCUAUUUGAGGCAUUUGGCAACAUCGAGGAGUGCACGAUCCUUCGGGGACCCGAUGGCAACAGCAAAGGGUGUGCGUUUGUGAAAUACUCUUCACAUGCAGAGGCCCAGGCUGCCAUCAAUGCCUUGCAUGGCAGCCAGACAAUGCCGGGAGCCUCUUCAAGCCUGGUGGUGAAGUUUGCGGACACGGACAAGGAGCGUACAAUGAGGCGCAUGCAGCAAAUGGCUGGACAAAUGGGCAUGUUCAACCCCAUGGCCAUCCAGUUUGGAGCCUAUGGAGCCUAUGCACAGGCACUGAUGCAGCAGCAAGCGGCGAUCAUGGCCUCGGUGGCGCAGGGCGGAUACCUGAACCCCAUGGCCGCCUUCGCCGCGGCCCAGAUGCAGCAGAUGGCGGCUCUGAACAUGAACGGCCUGGCAGCCGCCCCCAUGACUCCAACCUCAGGUGGAAGCACGCCUCCUGGCAUAACUGCACCAGCUGUGCCUAGCAUCCCAUCUCCAAUUGGGGUGAAUGGUUUCACUGGCCUCCCGCCGCAGGCUAAUGGGCAGCCAGCUGCUGAAGCCGUGUUUGCUAAUGGCAUUCACCCUUACCCAGCACAGAGCCCCACUGCAGCAGACCCCUUGCAGCAAGCCUACGCUGGAGUGCAGCAGUACGCAGGUCCUGCUUAUCCUGCUGCUUAUGGCCAGAUUAGCCAAGCAUUCCCACAGCCACCUCCCAUGAUCCCACAGCAACAGAGAGAAGGACCAGAGGGCUGUAACCUGUUUAUCUACCAUCUGCCCCAGGAGUUUGGGGAUGCUGAGCUGAUGCAGAUGUUCCUGCCUUUCGGUAAUGUCAUCUCCUCGAAAGUGUUUGUGGAUCGGGCGACAAACCAAAGUAAAUGCUUUGGUUUUGUGAGUUUUGACAAUCCUGCCAGUGCCCAAGCUGCUAUCCAGGCCAUGAAUGGAUUCCAGAUUGGCAUGAAGAGGCUGAAGGUGCAGCUGAAGAGGCCAAAGGAUGCUAAUCGUCCCUACUGA